Molecule: messenger RNA, 645 nt
Organism: Ogataea angusta
Lineage: Eukaryota; Fungi; Ascomycota; Pichiomycetes; Pichiales; Pichiaceae
Exons: 2
Coding region: 1-645 (214 amino acids)
Biological process (GO): transmembrane transport
Source: RefSeq, a predicted model, not a curated record
AUGCUGUUCUGGGAGCCAUACUACUCCAACACGGGAACGAACAGGACUAGGAUAUCGCUGGGCGUCGUCAAGCUUAUCAUCGCGUUUUUGCACAUCGCAUUUAUCGACGAACUCAAUGGCAGCGAGAAAGUGAGGACCAGAGUUGCGUGGUCAGUUCUGUUCAUUGAGCUCGUGACUCUCGUGCUCGUUUUCUUGAUCCCCACGCUCUACAACUUCUACACCACCUUCAAAAUGUAUAUCAAGUACAGAAAGGGGAAGAAGGGAACCGAUAUUCCGGACUACAUCGAGCACGGCAAUCUCAUUGAGGUCCCGUUGCUGCCCGACAACCACAGCCUGGCGUCAUUCGACGAGUCCUUCAACAACUGGACGUUUGAGUCGCCGGCGCUGUUCCGAACCACCUCGGCAACGCAGUCCGUGAACUCGAAAAAUUUAGAGCUCACUGACCACCGCGUGGUACCUUCUGUGACGACAGGCCCGUCUACGGAACGUAUGCACAAAUCGGACUUGGCCUUUAGAGAGGCAGAUCUAUAUUAUAAUUCGUUCAGAGUUCUUGAACCCGACCCAGAGGUGAUGAAGCUCUGGCAGGAAAGAGAAAGAAAGCUGCACCGAGCUGCCGCACCACCACCUCCAGCAGCUCGAGCAUAA